AUGGGAUCUGCUGGCGUUUCUCUCGACGGUGACCUCCUCGCCGGCGAUUCGCCUCAUCUCGAGCUUGUCCUGGCCACGCCAGAAGAGCACCUGGAGACCAUCCGCAUGAAUAGCAGGGCCUGGAAGGGACUGCUCGAUCUAGACCAGUACAUCGAACGUGAGCACCGGCUGUCGCAGCAGAACUUGACCAAGAACGGCGCGCUUACUUGCUGGAUCCUCGUCGAUGGGAGGCUGCCACCCAACUCGCGAACCAUUCUCAGCUCCUGCGAAACCUACCUAAAACCCGCAUAUCUCGCUUACAAGGGAAAUGUCGAAGAGAUCAUCUGUCAUGGAAUUGGGAGUGUCUUUGCCCGGCCAGAAUUUAGAGGCCGUGGCUAUGCUGGCCGCAUGAUGGAGGAGCUGAGCAAGAAACUCGAUACUUGGCAGUCAGAAAACCAGCCCCGGAAGCAAGGAGUUUUCUCCGUGCUGUUUUCUGACAUUGGCAAGAAGUUUUAUACAAGGUAUGGCUGGAAACCAUACCUGUCCUCGCACAUGACCCUGCCGCCAAUCAACGAGGACCAUCUAAAGGUAUCCGUUGCCUUGGCUAAACUUCCUGUAGCCAGACCCAUGAGCGCGGAGGACGUCCGUCAGUCCAUGUGCAGCGAAAUUGUUGAGCACAAACAACGCAAUCUGCUCCAGGUUGCUUCUCAGAAGUCGCCAGGAGCAAAAGUAGCAAUUUCGCCGGAUUAUGAUCAUAUGCUUUGGCACUGGGCUCGUGAAAACUACUACGUAGAAAUGGGAGUCUUCGAUGAUAAGAAGCCAUCGGUUCGAGGUGCAGCUGUAGACUCCCAGAACGUCUUCUGCACGUGGGUUCGCACUGUUGGUGACACUAAAUCAAGCCACACACUGCACAUUCUGCGAUUUAGCUAUGAUGAGCCAGCGUCGCCAUCAAUCGAGUUGUCCACCAUCGAGGCUAUUGCUGCCGUUCUUCGUCGGGCGCAAUUCGAAGCACAUGCACUCAACGUGCAAAAGGUGGAAUUCUGGAACCCGACGUCACUAGUAGUCAAAGCGGCGAAACUGCUUGAUCCAGAUGCUCAAGUUUUCCAUCGCGACGAGAGCAGCAUAUGCAGUUUGAAGUGGAACGGAGCUAAGCAAGGGCUAGGUGAUGAUGUGGAAUGGUUCUGGAAUGAAAAAUACAGCUGGUGCUGA
This is a messenger RNA of Talaromyces proteolyticus, 1188 nucleotides long. RefSeq lists its product as uncharacterized. The transcript has a single exon. Lineage: Eukaryota; Fungi; Ascomycota; Eurotiomycetes; Eurotiales; Trichocomaceae. The coding region runs from base 1 to 1188 and encodes 395 amino acids. The record is from RefSeq and is a predicted model, not a curated record.